CAGAUAUCCUGAUAUCCAGCUAUUCAACAACACUGCCAUAUCAUGACCAGAUCUCAAGAAUUCGAAUUAAGCCACCAUAUCUCCAGACGCGCUGCCAACAGGCAGAUCCGCCCGUUUAUGAAGCUGUACCCGAUGCCAGCUGACAUGGUUCCACACCCAAAACCGCUCUCUUUGGGCGGUGGAUUGCCAAACCACGGUUUCUUCCCGAUCGAUUCCCUCGACAUCAAAUUGGUGUCACAGCCAGUGUUUAAUUUGCAAGGAAAUCAGUCCCAGAAGACGGCUGCGACUGAAAAGUUUUCCAUCAACCGCUUCGACGAAGCGGGGGUCGGUGCUUUAGAUUUGAGGAGCGCCUUACAGUACGAAUUUCCGGGCGAUGGGCACAUGGAGUUGCGUGCCUUUACGCGCAAUUUGAUCUCCAGGGUCCACAAGCCCGCAUUCGAAAACUGGGACUGUAUCUUGACCAACGGUUCCGGUAACGGGUUAGACAAGAUCGCUGACUUGUUGGUUAACGAGGGUGACGUGAUCUUGGUGGAGGAGUUCACUUUUCCUUUGACAUUGCAGAACAUUGUGGAGAGAGGUGGGAUUCCGUUUCCAGUAAAGUUGGAUUUGUCCUCUUCCGAAACCAGCAACGGCCUUGACUUGGGGUACUUGACAGACCUUUUGCAAAAUUGGGAAGCUCAACAACCAAGUUUGCGCAGACCAAAGGCCAUCUACACGAUUCCAACCGGCCAAAAUCCAACGGGGUUGGCUCAGUCCUUGGAAUUCAGAAGGGAGGUGUAUGACUUGUGCACCAAGCACGAUUUGAUCAUCAUCGAAGACGAUCCUUACGGAUACUUGACCCUACCUUCCUACGAAAGAGACCAAACACACCGGCGUGAGGCAUCACCUAGGAUUGAUGUAGCUGAGGUGGAUAACUACUUACAAGCUGGCAUUAUCCCAUCGUACCUUACCCUCGAUACCGCAGGCCGGGUAGUCAGAUGCGACUCCUUCUCCAAGCUUUACUCCCCAGGCCUCCGUCUUGGGUUUAUCGUGGCGCACGCGGAAUUCAUUACCAAGCUCAGCAAGUUCAGUGAAAUUUCCACCAGGGGCUACUCUGGAUUAUCACAGGCCGUAUUGCUUAACUCUAUCAAACAUUGGGGUACUCGUUUUUCCGGCACAUUAUCGCAAACGGACUGCGACGUCUACGGUUGGCUUUCCUGGGUGAUGAAAGUCAGAAAUGUGUAUAUUCACCGCCGUGAUGUGAUGUUGGACGCUUUAUAUGGCUCCGAAGCCUUCUCUAGAAGCCUCAUCCAGCCGUUGGAGCCAAAGGCAGGCAUGUUUGUAAGUGUUAAGGUGAACUUUACCGAAGCUAACGGCCCAAGGGGCCACCACGAGUCUGUGGCUAAGUUGAUGGUAGAGUUUGUCAGGUACGGUAUUCUUGUGGUUUCCGGUUCUGAUUUGUGCGUUGAUGACGAAAUUUCCAAGGAUAACGCCAACUUUUUUAGAUUGACCUUGGCGUCUUCCAACUGCGAUGAAGAAAUAGUCGAAUCAAUCAACCGGUUUACCCACUCUAUCUCACAGUACUUUAAGUAGUGUGGUUGUUAUGGUGCAACAGGAUAGCAUAACUCUCGGUCUGUAUCUAAGAAUUAUAACAAGCAAUUUAU
Molecule: messenger RNA, 1643 nt
Organism: Babjeviella inositovora NRRL Y-12698
Lineage: Eukaryota; Fungi; Ascomycota; Pichiomycetes; Serinales
Exons: 1
Coding region: 43-1572 (509 amino acids)
Biological process (GO): L-tyrosine biosynthetic process; aromatic amino acid catabolic process
Molecular function (GO): pyridoxal phosphate binding; L-2-aminoadipate:2-oxoglutarate transaminase activity; aromatic-amino-acid:2-oxoglutarate transaminase activity
Source: RefSeq, a predicted model, not a curated record